Sclerotinia sclerotiorum 1980 UF-70 is the source of this 597-nucleotide messenger RNA. RefSeq lists its product with no specific name. Lineage: Eukaryota; Fungi; Ascomycota; Leotiomycetes; Helotiales; Sclerotiniaceae. The transcript is spliced from 3 exons. The record is from RefSeq and is a predicted model, not a curated record. Bases 1 to 597 code for a protein of 198 amino acids.
AUGAGUGUCGCUCCAAUGCUCCUAUACUAUCGAUGCCCUGCCGAUUUGGCUGUUCCUUAUCAACGUUACAGUUCCGCUGCAUAUCCUUCCGUCAGUCUCUAUGACUCCGAUAACGAGCCUCUUUUACCCCGUCCCAAUCGUCUUUCCGCCCUUUCAACUGCUCCCUAUCCUUCACACACCUAUUCCCAACAUAUGUAUGCCGCUCCAUCCUUUCACAACGCCCCUGUAAGCGAAGAUUCCAUCAUUCCCGCAAUCGUCAUCGAUGUAAUUCCAGCCGAACGGCGUUACUCGUCUGGCUCAGAUGGUAGCCCAAAUGAUACCAUCCGACCAAGAAGUAAAACGGGACUAGUUUCCAGACUUGUGAAAAAGAAGAAAGACAAGGCAAAAAAUGCUGGGAAUGAAAAGGAAAAAAGGUUAACGAAGGUGAUCUAUAUGCCCAGGAGGGAAUAUCUCAAACAUUUUGCCCGAGGUCAGAGUGGUGAAUACAUAGGCACCGAACCUCAUCGUCGCUGGACAGAAGAAGAACUAGAACAAACAUUCGGAAGAUUCAGACCACCUGCUAGGAGAAAUAGUGGAAUGUUCUGGGCACGGGGUUAG